UUUAAAUUAAAUAAAAUGAUACGACAGACAAGAGACAACUUCUGUCAGUUUGCAAUGACAGUUCGCGAGAAAGGUUCGAUAAGAAUGUUUACAAAUUGUCUCAUAAAAGAUAUAUAUAUUUACAUAUAUACAUGACAGAACAAUGGACUGUGAGAAAUAAUUAAUGUCUCUUUAAAUAAUAAUUAUAAAACUUGUACUUUACAUUGUUAUAAGAAAAAUUCAUGUUCCUUGUCUCUCUAUAUAUAAUUUUAUAAAAUUUUAACAAAAUAUUAAAGAGAGAACUUUGUACAUCUUAGGUUAUACCUUGAUUAUUAUUUAAUUAUUAAAAUGACAUCGAUAUUUAAUAUGCGUGUUGGUCUCGUCGCAAGUCGAAGAUUUCCUAUUUCUAAGAGGAUAUAUGCAACAUAUGUUCAAGGGCAAUCUCCUCAGCCUCGUGUGCGGGAGUAUUUUUAUUAUAUCGAUCACCAAGGCAUGUUAUUUCUAGAUGACGUUCGUAUAAGGAAUUUUACAUCUUGUUUUAAAGAUAAAAAAUUCUUGGCAUUCUUCUUUAAACAUCUGAAGAUAAAUUAUACUGGUCGUUACACGGAUGACUUUCCAUUCUUAUCUAUCUGCGGUGUGGAAAGGAACUAUGUGAGAUGUGACGAUCUACCAUUGGUUUUUACAAAAGUCAUCCAGAAAUGUAAUGCAGAAACUAAUGCUGAGGAAGAUUGGUUCAGUUACGCACAUGCAGACGAGUUGUUAAUGGUGCCAUUUGAGCCACAAAAAUUGUUCAUGAACGUUAAUACAGGAAGAGUGUAUCAUCCUGCACCGGAAAAGACAGGUGGAAUCGGCCUGGUGAGGUCGAAUUUAGCUAUCGAAUUCAGCGCUUUCUUCGACUUUGAAAAUGGUCAGGAAAACGCGCCGACACAUUUCACUUGGAAAGAUAAACGAUACGAGCUCAAUACAGUAUGGUAUAAAGAUGUACAUGGAGAAGUGUAAAACCUUAUUAUCUAAGAAUGCUCACGAUGAUAUCAUCUAAGGCAGUCUCCCAAACACAAGUUUUGUCGCUCAACUGCCACAAUUUUAUUGUACCACCCAUAUCACCGGUAGCCAGGUACGCAUUGUCCUCUUCGCUUCCUGUUGCAGCCAGCUCACUAUUCUUAUUCAACGAGCAGCAGAACACCGAAUUAGCUGAAAUGAAAUUAGUCUAAUGUGAGAGUCCAUCUGUCAUCGACGAUUUAUCUCACUCGAAGAUGUAGCUUCUCACCGAAUGAAUGACCACAAAAGACGUA
Molecule: messenger RNA, 1271 nt
Organism: Nylanderia fulva
Lineage: Eukaryota; Metazoa; Arthropoda; Insecta; Hymenoptera; Formicidae
Source: RefSeq, a predicted model, not a curated record